UUAUCUACACUGCAAGGCUGAUUCCGCUUAUCAACAACCACGGCAACAUCUCACUGAAGCUCCGACGAUGGAGCUCGCAUUACAGGCACCGGCAACUCUUCCCCGGAGUAAAUUCCACACUACUAAUUUUUCCUAUUCAAACGCCAUCUUCAUUUCUCGCCCCGACAAGCAAACUCUAUUGCCUCAAUUUUCCCGCGAUACCCACUCUCCAUUCCAAGUUCGAGCUAGGCAUUCAACUUACAGGACGCGGAGUUCUGUGUUCAAGAGCCAAUUGGUUAGCGUUAGCGUUAGGGAGGAUGAACUCAUUGAAGAAGAAGAAGAAGAAACAGGCGGUGAAGGGACGAGCUCUUCGUACUCCGACGAUGAGUUAUCCUUUUUGUCUCUGAAUGAGAAGCCUGAUAGGAACUUGACUUUGCUUGACGAUUACGAGAUGGAGGAGCUUGGAUAUGCCUGCGACCCUAACCAUAGAAGCGGAUAUGCGGCUCUAGUAGGGAAGCCGAAUGUUGGGAAGAGUACUCUUGUAAACCAGUUGAUAGGACAGAAAUUGUCAAUUGUUACAGAUAAACCUCAAACGACGAGGCACCGGAUUCUGGGUAUAUGUUCUGGACCGGAGUAUCAGGUGAUACUUUAUGACACACCUGGUGUCAUCGAGAAGAAAAUGCACAAGUUGGAUACCAUGAUGAUGAAGAAUGUACGCAGCGCGGCCAUUAAUGCAGACUGUGUUUUGGUUGUUGUUGAUGCGUGUAAAGCGCCUCAGAAAAUUGAUGAGGUUUUGGAAGAAGGUGUAGGAGACCUCAAAGAAAUGCCUCCCACCUUGCUGGUUUUAAAUAAAAAAGAUUUGAUCAAACCGGGUGAAAUUGCAAAGAAACUUGAGUGGUAUGAAAAAUUUACUAAUGUCGAUGAGGUUAUACCUGUGAGUGCCAAGUACGGCCAUGGGAUAGAAGAUGUGAAAGAAUGGAUACUAUCCAAACUCCCUGUUGGACCAGCCUAUUAUCCAAAGGAUAUAGUAAGUGAGCAUCCAGAAAGGUUUUUUGUUUCUGAAAUUGUUAGAGAAAAGAUAUUCAUGCAAUAUCGCAAUGAAGUUCCUUAUGCAUGUCAGGUGAAUGUGGUGAGCUACAAGAGUAGACCGGGUGCAAAAGAUUUUAUUCAGACAGAAAUUGUUGUUGAGAAAAAUUCUCAGAAAAUUAUUCUCAUCGGGAAGGAAGGAAAGGCUCUAAAACUGCUUGCAACAGCAGCUCGCCUCGAUAUAGAAGAUUUCUUGCAAAAGAAAGUCUAUCUUGAGAUUGAAGUAAAAGUGAGAGAAAAUUGGAGGCAAGAUGAAGGGCUGCUGAAGCACUAUGGUUAUGAAGGACGAAUUCAAGCAUUGUAAAGUUAGAUGGAUUUUAUUUGUUUAAUAUCUGCUAGCAAGUAGUAAGAUGGUUAGUGAUAUCAAUUGAUUGUGAUUGUGUAAGGAGGGAAACUCUAAUACUCUACACAUAAAUGAAGGGCAUUUGUUCAUCAAAGAUGAAA
Molecule: messenger RNA, 1509 nt
Organism: Cucumis melo (muskmelon)
Lineage: Eukaryota; Viridiplantae; Streptophyta; Magnoliopsida; Cucurbitales; Cucurbitaceae
Product: GTPase ERA-like, chloroplastic
Exons: 9
Coding region: 68-1369 (433 amino acids)
Biological process (GO): ribosomal small subunit assembly
Molecular function (GO): GTP binding; rRNA binding; ribosomal small subunit binding
Source: RefSeq, a predicted model, not a curated record